CGGCGGGGCAGUGCACCAAUGGCGGGCCGGGAGAGGACGACGAAGGAGAGGAGGUGUCCGCUUGUCCCACCGCAGUCUUCUCCGACCCGUGUGUCCGCCAUAGAGUGAGGCUAGCGAGGCUUCACCACCACUCCCCGGGUCGGAGCGGCACUUACCCGGCUUGGCAGCUUCCACGGAGGUCGGCCUCCUCCCCCGCCUGACGGUGGAUGGUGCGGACCGACAACACUAGGAGAAGGCCCAGGCCGACAUUUUUGUUUUUAACUAACCCGGGGACUGGAGACUUGACGCCGGGAGGGGACAGCCGAGGACACGGAGAGUGAAACGCACCGUAACUGACUUUGUGACCACGACCUGAGCACCGCCCCCCUCCAGGCCUCGGGCAUGCCUCAGCCGGGUAUGAAUGGGAUGGAGCCUGCUUUUGGCGAGGCCUACGGGGGCGACCGGGCUCUGCUGAGCCCCUACCCUCUGGCCAUGUCACCACAAGGGGGCAGGACUGAGCACGACCAGAGUGUGCUGCUCAUGCUGGGCUCCCCGGCGUCGCCACGGAAACGGCCCUUUGAGUUGCUCAGCGAUCUGGUGGACGACGGCGGCCUGGGCGAGGACCUGCACCCGGAGCGCUGGGACGUGUCGGCGCUGGACGAGAUGGCGCGCUACACCAAGCUGGGCCUCGGAGUCGGCGGGGAGCUACUGGCCACCUCGGAGGAGGCCGUCCUGAUGGGCCGCUGGGGGAGGAGCCGCGAGGAGGAGAAGCACGCGCCGACCGCACGUGCGACGCCACCCGCCGCCGCGCAGGAAGCACAGGCCACCGGAGCGGCGAGCGCGGAAGGGCCCCGCUGUGUUGCCACGGUAACAAAGAGGGAGGCGUCAGUCGCGGGACAAGCGUCAGGGGGAGGCCAAGAAGGCGCCGCCACAGUGGAGGUGUAUCAGGUGACCCAGGAGGAGGCGCCGGCCUCAGGCCCGGUAAUAGAACACUGCAGCGAGGAGCACAACUACUCACUCAGCCAAGGGGUUCAAACGGAGGAGGUUCAGCAGGAGGUGGACGACGAGGAGAACGCCCAGCUGGACUUGGACAACGAGGACCCGGAGGAAGAGGAUGAGGAAGAGGAGGACAGAGAGGACGGAGCGGAAGAGACGACGGCCGACCUCUCCAGCUCCUCGGAAACAGAGUGCGAGGUGGAGGCGGAGCCUGUGGAGCAGUCCGGGGAGCGUCCGUCGAAACGCCGCUGCUUCUGGGAGUACCGAUGUUCCCGGGAGUCGGCGGCCAAGAAGAAGCUGUGCGGCGACGUGCACUGGUCGUUGUCGUGGAGCUCCAGCACGCUGCCCAGCACGCUCUACCGCCGAGAAGGCAAGAAAGGCCGCCGCAAAGCCCGCAAGACGGACGCCAGCGACCUGACGCCGAACCCGCAGAAGCUCCACAACAUUGGGGAGCAGCUGCAGAAGCUGAACGCCGCCAUCGACCGCAUGGGCCCCGUCAAUGACCUGCCCGCCGUGGCCCGGGCGCGUUCCCGCAAGGAGAAGAACAAACUGGCGUCCAGGGCCUGUCGGCUGAAGAAGAAGGCGCAGCACGAGGCCAACAAGAUCAAACUCUGGGGGCUCAACCAGGAAUAUGAGAACCUGCUGGGGGCGCUGCUGCGUAUCAAAGAGGUGAUUCGGCAGAAGGUGGAGAGCAGCGAGGAAGAGGACACGGACGAGCGAGGCAUGACCCAGCGUCUGGAGGACAUCCUCGGCGAGUCCAGCGCGCCUUUAGUCGCCGGGCGCACCAAAGACUUCGUGCAGAGGAUUUUGGCGGCCAGCGCGGGGGGGCAGAGCCAAGGCAAGAAGCCCCCGCCGACGGGGGACCAGGCGGCGGGCUAAACCCCGCCCCUCCCACCCCCUCGCCUCCGCCUGUGCCACGAGACCCUCCUCCUCGUCCUCCCACCCGAGGAGGGGCGGUAACCACGUGAGGGUGCUGCUGCUGCUGCUGCUGCCGCCGUGCUGGAUGUCCUGCGUGAGUGCGUGCGUGUGCGUGCGUGUGUGUGUGCGCGUGUACGCCGCUCUUGUAAAAUACUGUACUGACUCCCCCCCCACCCGCCCUCGCCGUGUGCUGUACUCGUAGCCCAUCGUGCCUAUAAAUAGACAUUGCACUGUUUUGUAGACGCCUGUAGUCGUCAGCGGGGAGGGGCGCUAGUGAGCCAGGGGGGCUUCUAAUAAGGAGAGUUACUCCCUCCCUCCCUCCCACACCUUCCUCCUCGCCAUCAUCACCGCCCACCUUUAGAACGCUGCACCUUAUUCCCAAACGACCAAAGAGAACACCAAAACUUAUCACAUGCUGCCAACCUUUUUGAAACGUGCGAGAAGACGCCGACGUCACCAGCAUGCACCCCCCCCCCCACCCCCCCCGCCCCACCCACCGCCUCCAGCCCCCCGGCUGAGCCCUCCCCCGCGCCCCCUCCCGCACUUAAUGAUGUAGCGCGCCUUCCUCCCCGGCACCCCAAACUAAAGACGCGUGUAGAUGUAGAGAGCAAAUACUUUGAUCUGGUUGUGCCCACAAGGUGGGCCGGUCUGCCUUUCUUCUGUGAAGCUUAGACCGACCUUGUCCACGGUCUCUAAAUGUUGUCGGACAUGAAGCGUAAAUAGUUCAAGGACCCUUUUUUUGUUUUUCGAAUUGCACUGUGGUUUCGAAAGGACUGCGCACCUUGCUGAGAGGACUCCCGGUCCUCCUUAAAAAAAACAACAAAAAGACUUUUAGCACCUUUUAUUCUUUUUUUUAGGUCAAACAACUGCUGACUGGUUUUUGUUUGCCCGACGCCAACACAAUUAUUGUCAACCACAAUGAAAAUAGGUCAGCCCAGACUUCCUCUUUGGUCCAAGUAGCCACGGAAUCAAACCCAGAACCUUCUUAAUGCGUGUCAACUACUGACCCACCAAGCCGCAAAUGUCUCAAUUGGUGCACUUGGUCCAAGUACCCACGGAAUCGAACCCGGAACCUUCUUACUGCGUGUCAACCAUUGGCUCAUUAAGCCGCAAAUGUCUAAAAUUGUGCACUUGGUCCAAGUAUCCACGGAAUCAAAACGGAACCUUCUUAAUGCGUGUCAAUCACUGGCCCCACGAAGCCGCAAAUGUCUCAAUUGGUGCACUUGGUCCAAGUAUCCACGGAAUCGAACCCGGAGCCUUCUUAAUGCGUGUCAAUCACUGGCUCCACCAAGCUGCAAAUGUCUAAAUUGGUGCACUUGGUCCAAGUAGCCAUGGAAUCAAACCCAGAACCUUCUUAAUGCGUGUCAACUACUGACUCACAAAGCCGCAAAUGUCUCAAUUGGUGCACUUGGUCCAAGUAGCCACGGAAUCGAACCCGGAACCUUCUUACUGCGUGUCAACCAUUGGCUCAUUAAGCCGCAAAUGUCUAAAAUUGUGCACUUGGUCCAAGUAUCCACGGAAUCAAAACGGAACCUUCUUAAUGCGUGUCAAUCACUGGCCCCACGAAGCCGCAAAUGUCUCAAUUGGUGCACUUGGUCCAAGUAUCCACGGAAUCGAACCCGGAGCCUUCUUAAUGCGUGUCAAUCACUGGCUCCACCAAGCCGCAAAUGUCUCAAUUGGUGCACUUGGUCCAAGUAGCCACGGAAUCGAACCCGGAACCUUCUUACUGCGUGUCAACCAUUGGCUCAUUAAGCCGCAAAUGUCUAAAAUUGUGCACUUGGUCCAAGUAUCCACGGAAUCAAAACGGAACCUUCUUAAUGCGUGUCAAUCACUGGCCCCACGAAACCGCAAAUGUCUCAAUUGGUGCACUUGGUCCAAGUAGCCACGGAAUCGAACCCGGAGCCUUCCUAAUGCGUGUCAAUCACUGGCUCUACCAAGCUGCAAAUGUCUAAAUUGGUGCACGUGGUCCAAGUAGCCACGGAAUCAAACCCAGAACCUUACUUUAAUGCGUGUCAACUACUGACCCACGAGGCUGAAAAUGUCUCAAUUGGUGCACGUGGUCCAAGUAGCCAUGGAAUCGAACCCGGAUCCUUUUUAAUGCGUGUCAAUCACUGGCCCCACUAAGCCGCAAAUGUCUAAAUUGGUGCACUUGGUCCAAGUAUCCACGGAAUCGAACCCGGACCCUUCCUAAUGCGUGUCAAUCACUGGCUCCACCAAGCUGCAAAUGUCUAAAUUGGUGCACGUGGUCCAAGUAGCCACGGAAUCAAACCCAGAACCUUACCUUAAUGCGUGUCAACUACUGACCCACGAGGCUGAAAAUGUCUCAAUUGGUGCACUUGGUCCAAGUAGCCAUGGAAUCGAACCCGGAUCCUUUUUCAUGCGUGUCAAUCACUGGCCCCACUAAGCCGCAAAUGUCUAAAUUGGUGCACUUGGUCCAAGUAUCCACGGAAUCAAACCCGGAACCUUCUUAAUGCGUGUCAACUACUGAACCACGAAGCCGCAAAUGUCUCAAUUGGUGCACGUGGUCCAAAUAGCCACGGAAUCAAACCCAGAACCUUCUUAAUGUGUGUCAACCAUUGGCUCCACUAAGCCGCAAAUGUCUAAAUUGGUGCACAUGGUCCAAGUAGCCACAGAAUCAAACCCAGAACCUUCUUAAUGCGUGUCAAUCACUGGCCCCACGAAACCGCAAAUGUCUCAAUUGGUGCACUCGGUCCAAGUAGCCACGGAAUCGAACCCGGACCCUUCCUAAUGCGUGUCAAUCACUGGCUCCACCAAGCUGCAAAUGUCUAAAUUGGUGCACGUGGUCCAAGUAGCCACGGAAUCAAACCCAGAACCUUACCUUAAUGCGUGUCAACUACUGACCCACGAGGCUGAAAAUGUCUCAAUUGGUGCACUUGGUCCAAGUAGCCAUGGAAUUGAACCCGGAUCCUUUUUAAUGCGUGUCAAUCACUGGCCCCACUAAGCCGCAAAUGUCUAAAUUGGUGCACUUGGUCCAAGUAUCCACGAAAUCAAACCCGGAACCUUCUUAAUGCGUGUCAACUACUGAACCACGAAGCCGCAAAUGUCUCAAUUGGUGCACGUGGUCCAAAUAGCCACGGAAUCAAACCCAAAACCUUCUUAAUGCGUUUCAACCAUUGGCUCCACUAAGCCGCAAAUGUCCCAAUUGGUGCACUUGGUCCAAGUAGCCACAGAAUCAAACCCAGAACCUUCUUAAUGCGUGUCAAUCACUGGCCCGACUAAGCCGCAAAUGUCUCAAUUGGUGUACUUGGUCCAAGUAGCCACGGAAUCGAACCCGGAACCUUCUUUAUGCGUGUCAACCAUUGGCCCACUGAGCCGCAAAUGUCUCAAUUGGUGCAGUUGGUCCAAGUAGCCACGGAAUCAAAGCCGGAACCUUCUUAAUGCGUGUCAAUCACUGGCCACUGAGCCGCAAAUGUCUCAAUUGGUGGACGUCGUCCAAGUAGCCACAGAAUCGAACCCGGAACCUUCUUUAUGCGUGUCAACCAUUGGCCCACUGAGCCGCAAAUGUCUCAAUUGGUGCAGUUGGUCCAAGUAGCCACAGAAUCAAACCCAGAACCUUCUUUAUGCGUGUCAACCAUAUGCCCACUAAGCCGCAAAUGUCUCAAUUGGUGCACUUGGUCCAAGUAGCCACGGAAUCAAACCCGGACCCUUCUUAAUGCGUGUCAAUCACUGGCCCCACUAAGCCGCAAAUGUCUCAAUUGGUGCACUUGGUCCAAAUAGGCACGGAAUCAAACCCGGACCAUUUUUAAUGCGUGUCAACUACUGACCCACGAAGCCGCAAAUGUCUCAAUUGUUGCACUUAGUCCAAGUAGCCACAGAAUCAAACCCGGACCUUUUUUAAUGCAUGUCAAUCACUGGCCCCACUAAGCCGCAAAUGUCUCAAUUGUUGCACUUAGUCCAAGUAGCCACGGAAUCGAACCCGGAACCUUUUUAAUGCGUGUCAACCAUUGGCCCACUGAGCUGCAAAUGUCUCAAUUGGUGCACUUGGUCCAAGUUGCCACGGAAUCGAACCCGGACCCUUAUUGAUGGAUUACUCUAUUACUAAAACAAUCAAUUAAUCAAUUAAACUACUACAAAUUACGUGAUUAUUAAAACUAUACAAAUUAGUUGACUACUAAAAUAAUCAAUUACUCGAUUAAUCAAACACACUGAUCGAUUAGUACAAUUACUAAAACAAUCAAAUAAUCGAACAAACUAAUCGAUAGAUUACUCACUAAAAUAAUUGAUUACUUGAUCAAUCGAACAAACUCAUUAGAUUACUCGAUGACUCAAUUAAUUAAAUAAACUACUACAAGUUACUUGAUUUUUUAAAUAAUCUAUUACUUGAUUAAUCAAACGCUAAUCAAUCGAUUAGUACAGUUACUAAAACAAUCGAUUAAUCAAACAACUAAUUGAUGGAUGAUUCGAUUACUAAAAUAAUCGACUCAAUCAAAUAAACUACAAGUUUCUUGAUUACUAAAAUAAUCGAUUCAUCAAACACAAUAAUUGAUCGAUUAGGACAAUUACUAAAACAAUCGACUAAUCAAACAACUAUUUGAUAGAUUAUUGGAUUACUAAAAUAAUUGACUCAAUCGAAUAAACUACAAGUUACUUGAUCACUAAAAUAAUCGAUGACUCAAUAAAUUACACUACUACAAGUCAUUUGAUUUUUAAAAAGAAUCUAUUACUUGAUUAAUCAAACGAUUAGUACAGUUACUAAAACAAGCGAUUAAUCGAACAACUAAUUGAUGGAUGAUUCGAUUACUAAAAUAAUCGACUCAAUCAAAUAAACUAAUAAAAGUUACUUGAUUACGAAAAUAAUCGAUAAAUCAAACAAUAAUUGAUCGAUUAGGACAAUUACUAAAGCAAUCGAUUAAUCAAACAACUAUUUGAUAAAUUAUUGGGUUACUAAAAUAAUCAACGACUCAAUCGAAUAAACUACUAGUUACUUGAUUACUAAAUUAAUCGAUGACUCAAUCUAUUACUUGAUUAAUCAAACGCUAAUCAAUCGGUUAGUAUAGUUACUAAAAAAAUCAAUUAAUUACUCAAUCAAGUAAACUGAUAUAAAUUGAUGACUAAAAUAAUCGAUCGAUUAGUACAAUUACUAAAACAAUCGAUUAAUCAAAGACAAUAAUCGCUCAAUUAGGACAAUUACUAAAACAAUCGAUUAAUCGGACAAGAUUAUUCGAUUACUAAAAUAAUCAACGACUUAAUCGCAUAAACUACAAGUUACUUGAUUACUAAAAUAAUCAAUUACUCGAUUGAUCCAACCCACUAAUCGAUGGAUUAGUACAAUUACUAAGACAAUCAAAUAAUCGAACAAACUAAUCGAUAGAUUACUCACAAAAAUAAUUGAUUACUCCAUCAAUCGAACAAACUCAUUAAUAGAUUACUCGAUUACUAAAAUCAUCGAUGACUCAAUUAAUCAAAUAAACUACUACAAGUUACUUGAUUUUUGAAUAAUAUAUUACUUGAUUAAUUAAAGGCUAAUCAAUCGAUUAGUACAGUUACUAAAACAAUCGAUUUAUGGAACAACUAAUUUAUUUGUUCACUAAAAUAAUCGACUCAAUCGAAUAAACUACAAGUUUCUUGAUUACUAAAAUAACCCGAUUAAUCAAACACAAUGAGCAAUCGAUUUGGACAAUUACUAAAACAAUCGAUUAAUAGAUAGAUUAUUCGAAUACUAAAAUAACGACUCAAUCGAAUAAACUACAGGUUACUUGAUUACUGAAAUAAUCGAUUAAUCUAACAACUAAUUGAUAGAUGAUUCGAGUACUAAAAUUGACUCAAUCGAAUAAACUACAAGUUUCUUGAUUACUAAAAUAUUCGAUUACUCAAUCAAAUAAACUAAUACAAGUUACUUGAUUACUGAAAUAAUCGAUUAAUCAAACACAAUAAUCGAUCGAUUAGUACAAUUACUAAAACAAUCGAUUAAUCAAACACAAUAAUCGAUCGAUUAGGACAAUUACUAAAACAAUCAAUUAAUAGAUUAUUCGAUUACUAAAAUAACGACUCAAUCGAAUAAAUUACAAGUUACUUGAUUACUGAAAUAAUCGAUUAACCUAACAACUAAUUGAUAGAUGAUUCAAUUACUAAAAUUGACUCAAUGGAAUUAACUACAAGUUUCUUGAUUACUAAAAUUUUCGAUUACUCAAUCAAAUAAACUAAUACAAGUUACUAGAUUACUGAAAUAAUCGAUUAAUCAAACACACUAAUCGAUCGAUUAGUACAAUUACUAAAACAAUUGAUUAAUCAAACACAAUAAUCGAUCGAUUAGGACAAUUACUAAAACAAUCGAUUAAUAGAUUAUUUGAUUACUAAAAUAACGACUCAAUCAAAUAAACUACAAGUUACUUGAUUACUGAAAUAAUCGAUUAAUCAAAAAACUAAUUGAUAGAUGAUUCGAUUACUAAAAUUGACUCAAUCAAAUGAACUACAAGUUUCUUGAUUACUAAAAUAUUCAAUUACUGAAUCAAAUAAACUAAUACAAGUUCGAUUAAUCAAACACACUAAUCGAUCGAUUAGUACAAUUACUAAAACAAUCGAUUAAUCAAACAAUAAUCAAUCGAUUAGGACAAUUACUAAAACAAUUGAUUAAUCGAACAACUGUUUGAUAGAUUAUUCAAUUACUAAUAUAAUCGACCACUCAAUCGAAUAAACUACAAGUUACUUGAUUACCAAAAUAACCCGAUUAUUCAAUUAAAAUAAUACAAGUUACUUGAUGACUAAAAUAAUUGAUUAAUCAAACACAAUAAUCGAUUGAUUAGUACAGUUACUAAAACAAUCGAUUAAUCAAAUACAAUAAUCGAUCGAUUAGGACAAUUACUAAAACAAUCGAUUAAUCAAACACAAUAAUCGAUCGAUUAGGAAAAUUACUAAAACAAUCGAUUAAUAGAUAGAUUAUUUGAUUACUAAAAUAACGACUCAAUCGAAUAAACUCCAAGUUACUUGAUUACUGAAAUAAUCGAUUAAUCAAACAACUAAUUGAUAGAUGAUUCGAUUACUAAAAUUGACUCAAUCGAAUGAACUACAAGUUUCUUGAUUACUAAAAUUUUCGAUUACUCAAUCAAAUAAACUAAUACAAGUUACUUGAUUACUGAAAUAAUCGAUUAAUCAAACACACGAAUCGAUCGAUUAGUACAAUUACUAAAACAAUCGAUUAAUCAAACACAAUAAUCGAUCGAUUAGGACAAUUACUAAAACAAUCGAUUAAUCAAACACAAUAAUCGAUCGAUUAGGAAAAUUACUAAAACAAUCGAUUAAUAGAUAGAUUAUUUGAUUACUAAAAUAACGACUCAAUCGAAUAAACUCCAAGUUACUUGAUUACUGAAAUAAUCGAUUAAUCAAACAACUAAUUGAUAGAUGAUUUGAUUACUAAAAUUGACUCAAUCGAAUGAACUACAAGUUUCUUGAUUACUAAAAUUUUCGAUUGCUCAAUCAAAUAAACUAAUACAAGUUACUUGAUUACUGAAAUAAUCGAUUAAUCAAACACACGAAUCGAUCGAUUAGUACAAUUACUAAAACAAUCGAUUAAUCAAACACAAUAAUCGAUCGAUUAGGACAAUUACUAAAACAAUCGACUAUUAUUCGAUUACUAAAAUAACGACUCAAUCGAAUAAACUACAAGUUAAUUGAUUACUGAAAUAAAAGAUUAAUCAAACACAAUAAUCGAUCGAUUAGGACAAUUACUAAAACAAUCGAAUAAUCGAACAACUGUUUGAUAGAUUUUUCGAUUACUAUAAUAAUCGACGACUCAAUCGAAUAAACUACAAGUUACUUGAUUACUAAAAUAAUCGAUUAAUCAAACACACUGUUCGAUUAAUCGAUUGUGAGUGCUCCAGUCGAGACACAGCCAAACUUGACCGUCAGCCAUCUUGGAGCCCCUCCCCCAACUUCUGCGUCGCCCCGCCCAGCACGCCGUCUUCUGCUGGCGUCCGUCAACGGGCCAAAGAGGAAAGCGGAGAGAUAAAGAAACCAAAAAAAAAAAAAAAAAUUGUAACCGAGCGACAGCCCAAGAAAAAUGAAGAAGUUGUGAGGUAAAACUGCUGAAAGGACUGUGAAUGUUGUCUCUCUGCUGCCCCUGCAGGACUGUAGCAGCAUUACUAGUCUCUCUGCUGCCCCUGCAGGACUGUAGCAGCAUUACUAGUCUCUCUGCUGCCCCUGCAGGACUGUAGCAGCAUUACUAGUCUCUCUGCUGCCCCUGCAGGACUGUAGCAGCAUUACUAGUCUCUCUGCUGCCCCUGCAGGACUGUAGCAGCAUUACUGGUCUCUCUGCUGCCCCUGCAGGACUGUAGCAGCAUUACUAGUCUCUCUGCUGCCCCUGCAGGACUGUAGCAGCAUUACUAGUCUCUCUGCUGCCCCUGCAGGACUGUAGCAGCAUUACUAGUCUCUCUGCUGCCCCUGCAGGACUGUAGCAGCAUUACUAGUCUCUCUGCUGCCCCUGCAGGACUGUAGCAGCAUUACUAGUCUCUCUGCUGCCCCUGCAGGACUGUAGCAGCAUUACUGGUCUCUCUGCUGCCCCUGCAGGACUGUAGCAGCAUUACUGGUCUCUCUGCUGCCCCUGCAGGACUGUAGCAGCAUUACUGGUCUCUCUGCUGCCCCUGCAGGACUGCAAGUGCACACUUAUACACUCUGGAGACCAAGUGUAAGUGCACUCUAAAGACUAAUUGUAAGUGCACUUAUACACUUUGAAGACUAAGUGUAAGUGCACACUUAGGCACUUAAAAGACCAAGUAUAAGUACACACAUAUGCACUCUAAAGACCAAGUUUAAGUACACACUUAUAUACUAAAGGCACAGUGUAAAUGUACACUUAUACUGUCUUAAGACCAAGUUUAAGUACACACUUUUACACUGGAGGCAAAGUGUAAGUGCACACUUAUGCACUCUAAAUACUAGGUGUAAGUGCACUUAUACACUUUGAAGACUAAGUGUAAGUGAACCUUUCAGCACUCAAAGGACUAUAAGUGUAAGUACACACGUAUGCACUCGAAAGAUAAGUGUGAGUGCACACUUAUACACUCUGGAGAAUAAGUGCAAGUGCACACAUAUAUGCUCUGAAGACUUAAGUGUAAGUGCACACCUAUGCACUCUCAAGACCAAGUGUAAGUGCACUCUCAAGACCAAGUGUAAGUGCACUCUAAAGACUAAGUGUAAGUGCACUUAUACACUUUGAAAACUAAGUGUAAGUGCACACUUAGGCACUUAAAAUGCUAAGUGUAAGUGCACACUUAUGCACUCUAAAGACAAAGUGUAAGUGCACACUUAGGCACUUAAGACUAACUGUAGGUGCACAUUUAUACACUCUGAAGACUAAGUGUAAGUGCACACUUAUGCAACCUAAAUACUAAGUGCACACUUAUGCACUCAUAAGACUAAGUGUAAGUGCACACUUAUGCACUCUAAAGAGUAAGUGUAAGUGCAGACUUAUGCACUCUAAAGACAAAGUGUAAGUGCACACUUAGGCACUUAAGACUAAGUGUAGGUGCAUAUUUAUACACUCUGAAGACUAAGUGCAAGUGCACACUUAUACACUCUGGAGACUAAGUGCAAGUGCACACAUAUAUGCUCUGAAGACUAAGUGUAAGUGCACACCUAUGCACUCUCAAGACCAAGUGUAAGUGCACUCUAAAGACUAAGUGUAAGUGCACUUAUACACUUUGAAAAUAUGUGCAAGUGCACACUUAGGCACUUAAAAAGCUAAGUGUAAGUACACACUUAUGCACUUUAAAGAGUAAGUGUAAGUGGAAACGUAUGCACUCUAAAGACAAAGUGUAAGUGCACACUUAGGCACUUAAGACUAAGUGUAGGAGCACAUUUAUACACUCUGAAGACUAACUGUAAGUGCACACUUAUGCAAACUAAAGACUAAGUG
Messenger RNA from Entelurus aequoreus (snake pipefish), 11764 nucleotides. RefSeq names its product CREB3 regulatory factor-like. The coding region runs from base 382 to 1854 and encodes 490 amino acids. Lineage: Eukaryota; Metazoa; Chordata; Actinopteri; Syngnathiformes; Syngnathidae. The record is from RefSeq and is a predicted model, not a curated record. Gene Ontology annotation, cellular component: nucleus. Gene Ontology annotation, biological process: response to unfolded protein; regulation of transcription by RNA polymerase II. Gene Ontology annotation, molecular function: DNA-binding transcription factor activity, RNA polymerase II-specific; RNA polymerase II transcription regulatory region sequence-specific DNA binding. The transcript is spliced from 9 exons.